Messenger RNA from Eurytemora carolleeae, 611 nucleotides. RefSeq names its product signal recognition particle 19 kDa protein (gene Srp19). The coding region runs from base 15 to 467 and encodes 150 amino acids. Gene Ontology annotation, molecular function: 7S RNA binding. The record is from RefSeq and is a predicted model, not a curated record. The transcript is spliced from 7 exons. Lineage: Eukaryota; Metazoa; Arthropoda; Copepoda; Calanoida; Temoridae. Gene Ontology annotation, cellular component: signal recognition particle, endoplasmic reticulum targeting. Gene Ontology annotation, biological process: SRP-dependent cotranslational protein targeting to membrane; SRP-dependent cotranslational protein targeting to membrane, signal sequence recognition.
UAUUUUCAGACAAAAUGUCGGUUAUAAAUCCUGGACAUCCGAACUACACACACCGACCUGGACCCCCGCAGCUAGGCCCGUUUAACCGAACCAAGACGCAUGAUGAUCCUGAGCGUUGGAUUUGUGUUUAUCCUGCUUACCUGAACAAAAAGAAGACCCUCAAGGAAGGGAGAGAUAUAAAAGCUGUGUUGGAUGAUGCUAAGAUGGAAUAUAUCCUGGAGAGAAAGUUCUACAGUAGAGAGAGAAGCAAGGAGCCUACAUAUAUCGGAAGGUUUAAAGUGCAUCUGAAGGACAAGGAAGGAGAAUAUCUAAAAGAAGAAUUUCAGUCUAGGAAUUCCAUUCUGUUGUAUUUGGGGGAGAAAAUUCCCCAACUCAAAUCUAGAACCAAUCCUAAAGGUCCUGCUGCUGAACAGCCUCAACAGCAACAAACUGGCGCUGUCCCCAAAAAGAAGAAAGGGAAGAAAUAGACUCCUCUGAAAUGUGGCCAAUAAACUCUCCUGAAAUUCUUCUGUCGAGGAAACUCGACAUUUCUUUAAAUCAUGAUGUAAUCUUAUUUUAUGUUUUCUUAUUUUUUCAGAGUUUUCUAAAUAAAUAUAUCAUUUUUUCUGUUA